CGAUGGUGAAAUUAGGAGACGGAAUUUGAAAUAACUGCUGAUGAGGCCGAGUAAAAAAUGACUCUGGAUCAAGUUGCAGACACUGUUAAUCACACCAGAAUGAAGAAGAAGAAGAAACUACUGCAGUCUGGUGGCCAGAAAUUGUUUGAGCCGACAACUUCAUCAACCGAUGAGCAAAACAACUGUCAAGAUCCGCCAACAAAGAAGAAAAAGCAUAUAAGUGAGAGGGUACAGACUGAGAAUGAAGAAGUUAGAACAUUUAACGGCAUACAAUUUCCUGGAAGCAGUGAGCAGUCAGACGGUCUAUCAGAAAUUCCCAAGAAGAAGAAAAAGAAGAAGAAAACCUUGAAGUCUUAUGACCAGGAAUCGAUAACCAUUGAGCCCAAAACUCCAACCGAUGAUCAACAAAGCUGUCAAGAUCAGCCCAAGAAAAAGAAAAAGAGCAAGAGUGAGAGGGUUCAGACUGAGAAUGAAGAAAUUCCCAAGAAGAAGAAGAAGAAGGAGAAAGGGGUUGAUGCAUUGUGUGAUAUUGAAAGCAGUCUCAAGAUUAACAGACAAGUUUGGAGAGGAGAAACUGUUUUGACUGAGAUGCAUGUGAAUAAGAAUCUUGAAAGUGCUCCCACUACUUUAAGGAAGAGUAAAAAGCGGAAAAGGGCGACUUCUUGCAAGUCUGACGGGCAAGAAUCUGUAACAAUUGAGUCCGAAACAACAGCAGCUGAUGAGAAUGUGUCGACAGAGAUUAAAGAACGGGAUACGCUUCCCUCGAGUACAAAAAGACAACCUGGUAGUCAUGAGAGAAGGAGGAAGAAAAAGCGGCAGAGUGGAAAGGACCAGGUUGAAGAUGAAGAAGAAACUAGAGGAGACAGUGGCUUAAUACUUCGCAAAAGGGGAGAGAAGGAGAGAGUUUUUUUCAAUAAAAAGAAAAAAAAGACAAAGGAGGGAAGCAGGUUGCAUGUGAAAGGUGGAGGAGAUGCUCGAGGCAAGGUGCUUGAAUGUGUUCCAGAUGAAAAUCCAUCUGCAGCUGAUAAGAAGAGGGUUAAAGGAAAGAGGAAACGGUCUGUCCAGUCUGAUGGUCAGGAAUCGGUAACCGGCAAGCCCCGUUCGUCAACAACUGAUGAGAAUGCAUCGGUUGAGAAUUCAGAAAUGGUGACAGAUUCUGUGACUGAUCAGAAUCAGCAAAUUAGUCAGAAGAGAAAUCGAAGGAGACAACGAAGGAAGAAGAAGUUGAUGAAUAAUAAUGAUCAAGUUGGAGAAGAAUCCAGACGAGUCAGUAGUGAGAAUUCGGAGGAGUUGACAGACAUUCCGAAGAAGAAGAAAAAGAAGAAGACAGAAGAUGGCAGACUUAACGAUGCUGAGAAAGGUGCGGGGCUUGAGGAGAAUGCACAAGCAGGGAGAGGAGAAAACGUUUUAACUAUGCAAUCUAAUGAAGCAAUUUCAAACGAUGACAAUCUUGAAAUUGCAUUUACUGUGUUGAAGAAGAAAAGAAAGAAGAAAAAACGGAAACAAAUUGUUGAACCUACCAAUGAGGAAUCUGUUGAGCCUCGUACUACUGAUGAAGAUGUUUUGGUUGAGGAGGCAGAAAGGUUGACGUUGCCCUUAAGUGAACAAAAUGGGCGGAAGAAAAAGAAGAAAAGAGCAAAUGGACAAAUUGAGAAAGAAGAAUUGAGACCGGUCAAUGGUUCAAUACUUCAAGCAAGUGAUGAACAUUUAGAGGGAUUAACGGGCAUCACCAAGAAGAAGAAGAAGACAAAAAAAAGUGUGGAGCUCAAUGAAAUUGCAAAUGCAGGGAGAGGAGAAAGUGUUUUAACUGAGAUGCAAAUGAACGAACCGGUUUCAAACGAUGACAAUCUUGAAGUGAAGAAGAGGAAAAGGAAGAAAAAGAGGAAACAAUCUGUUGAAUCUAUCGAUCAGGAAUCCAUAAAUGUUGAGCCCCAAACUACUGAUGAAGACCUUUUGAUUGAAGAAAAUGGCCUGUUGAAAAAGAAGAUUAUACCAAGUGGACAAACUGAGGAUGAAGGAGAACUAAGUACAGUCAAUGGCCUUUUGGGAGAAAUAACAAAGAAAAAGAAGAAAAAGAAGAAAAAGGCGACACAUGCAACUCGAGAUAACUGGAAGCUCAUCUCACAAUCCGAUGAUAACUCCGUCUCGGAAUAUUCUCCAAACGAGGUCGGGCAAGACUCUGAGUCAGACGCAACAGAUGGAGAAACCUCGGAAGAUAUAACAAAAAAACAGAAUAAGAAGAAGAAAAAGAAGAAAAAAAUGGCGACACAUGCAACUCAGGAUAACUCUGAUCAGCUCAACUUAAAAGACAACGAUAACUCUGUCUCAGAAUAUUCCUGUAACGAAGCAAGUCAAGACUCCGAGUCAGAAGCAACAGAUGGAGAAUCCUCAUCCUCUGACCUUUCCUCCGAUUGCGACCGGGAAGAUUUCCGAAAACUAGACAUCUCAUCUCUACCUUGGCUUGUGAAGAGCGAGAGAGGUUUUUUUAGGCAAGAAACCAUUGAGGAUUGUCCCGUGCUUCAUAUGCGGAACCAUUAUUAUAAGAAAGAGCGGGAAGCUUUACGUAAACAAGGACAUACGGUCGUAGAAGGACGAUGGAGUGGGCUUGAGGAAGCACGCAUGAGAAAAAAUCUUGAAAAGUUUUGCAAAGCUUAUGGGAUAGAAAACCAUUUAAUUUUGCUGAUUCCUUCGCGGUUUGGUCUGGUACAAGAGGUUAGAAGAUUUUUGAAGUCUACAAAAAUGCUGGUUAAACUUGCUGAAGGCAUUCAUCGGACAUUGAAUACUGUGUAUAUUCGAGCUUUCAAACUCUUUGACCCUUGGCACCUUGGACGCUUUUCUAAAAAGGAGCGAAAUAAAGUGAUACGGCUGGAGAAGAAGUAUGGACAUAAUUGGCAAUAUAUUGGAAACAGGGUACAGCGGUCAAAUGAAUGCGUCCGGUAUCUAUGGAAGAACUAUGGAGGGCGGAAAGGUAAAUGGUUGAAAUUUGAAGAGAAACAACUUUACGAUGCUGUAAUGGAGAUUACGGCACACUUGGAAGGACGUAUCGACAGGUUUGUCGGAGUCCCAUGGAAGAAAGUGGCAGAGAAGGUUCCAACGCGAAAUUCUGUUUGUUGCUGCAAUAAAUGGAAUAGUUCUUUGGGCUGGCGAUUCAAGGAAAGGAAAAAGCAUAAGUGGCAGGCGAAUGAUUAUAUUGAGUUACUUGAAUUGGUGGAUGCUUCAAAUGUGAGAGAGGAGUUUGAAAUAGACUGGUCGAGCAUUUUAGAGAAGCUCAGUGACCGGGUCUGUAGUAGGAUGCAACUAAAGACUUUGUGGCAUAAACUUAAGAUGAAGUAUGCACCCAACAACUUCUUCAUGGAGUAUUGCGACAUUUUAGACACUUUGUUUGAGAAAGCUCUUCCUGCUUUGAAAGUGGCUGCUGCUGAGCAUGAGGAAGUCAUGGCCAAAAGGGCUGCAAAACAGCAGAAAAAAAACUCUAAAGUCUAUAUUAUCUUGGAUUCAGAUGAAGACUCCGCUGACGAUUGGAUGUAAAGAGACGACUUUAUUUUGUGAAGGUGAUGAGGGAUGUGGCAGUGGCCAGGAGGACUAGCUUGGUGUAAAUUAGUCUUGAACACAACCACUUACCAUCUAGUAAAUGUUUGUGUAUUAACAGAGGAGGUUUAUAGACAGAAGUUGCAGCUUGAAAAGAGACUAACAUGUUUCAGAUUAGUCUCUGAAACAAACGCUUAUUAUCAAAUAAAUGUUUGUGAAUGGAUACUGAAUGGAGAUUUCACCUCCAGUCUCUAUUGGUAACAACACUGUUUUUGUGCAUUGUGCAUCUCGUUUUUUUUUUAACAAAGAUGUUAUCAUGUUACUUUGGUACAAUUAUAUAUUAUACAUACACUUUGAAAUGUACAAAAUUUGUAAAUGGUUGCUGGGGUGGCCAGGGGUAGCAUUUAAAGGGAGGGGGGGGGGGUUGUUCCAUGUGGGCUUGUAGCUCAAAAGACUUACCGAACCAAAAUGUUUGUCAAAUAAGACCAGAAUCAAAGUGAGAAGAAAAACUAUUUAAACUGUUUUUUUUUAAUAUUGUUGGUGAUACUUCCAUACUCGAUGGAAUUUAUAGAUAUUUUAUUGGAGUUAGAGUCAAAAUGUGAACAUCAUUUAAAAAAGUUAAAUAUGAGUGAUGGUAUUGUUAUUGAAAAACACAAAACGGCCAAUAUAGACUAACAUGGUUUAAAUAGGUAUGAAGCUUUCACUUGUUUAUCUGUCUCCAUUCUUUUAACUUUGGAGGACACAAUAUCACACAAAACUCUGCAAUUUCCGUUAUCAACCCGGGCCCAAUUUCAUAAAAUGUGUAAGCUGCCAUUUUGUGCUUACGGAGCGUUCCUUAGCAGAAUUUCUAUUUCAUAAAGCUGUGUUUACUGUAAGCAAGGGUAAAUGCUGGCUAACCCGCGGUAAGCACACUAGUGACUUAACAAUGCAAAUCCACGGUGGACAUACAUGCGCACCUAAUGUUCCGCUCAUUUGAGAAAUCAUAGUGAGAUACGCUUAUGUUUUACGCACAUUUUUCUGCAACAGUAAUAAGUACAAGAAUUUGCUUACGAGUCGAUAUGAAAUUGUGGCCCAGCUAGGUAAGUUUUUACAACCGUUUUAACUUUGUUUUGUCAAUGAAUUUCACUUCAUUUCUAUCACCCUCUGUUAAAAAUGUGUACAAUUUAUGAGGGAUAAGGUAUCAGUUUUUAAACACUUUUGAAGUAUUUUAUUAUGAUUUUAGCGCUACAUGUACUUGUAAAUAUUAAACAUUCAUUGCACAAGGUAUGAUCAUACAAAAUAGUUAUUUCACUGAAAUAGGUUGUCAUUUAUGUUUACUGAUAGUUUUACGACUUAUGGAGAACAUUUUUUGUAAUCAUAGAGUGCAUUCUUUGAAAUUUAUGUGAUUAAUAAUGUUGUCAAAUUUAUAUGUUUGAAAACCACUCUCGGCAAAAAACUUGAAUUAAACAAAUUUGAAUAAUUUUAA
This is a messenger RNA of Asterias rubens (European starfish), 4993 nucleotides long. Its product is annotated as titin homolog. The record is from RefSeq and is a predicted model, not a curated record. The transcript has 11 exons. NCBI's taxonomy places the organism in Eukaryota, Metazoa, Echinodermata, Asteroidea, Forcipulatida, Asteriidae. The coding region runs from base 58 to 3528 and encodes 1156 amino acids.